Molecule: messenger RNA, 1023 nt
Organism: Penicillium diatomitis
Lineage: Eukaryota; Fungi; Ascomycota; Eurotiomycetes; Eurotiales; Aspergillaceae
Product: mitochondrial 54S ribosomal protein mL46
Exons: 3
Coding region: 1-1023 (340 amino acids)
Cellular component (GO): mitochondrial large ribosomal subunit
Molecular function (GO): structural constituent of ribosome
Source: RefSeq, a predicted model, not a curated record
AUGGCGUCAGGAUCCAAUAGCGCCAGACGUGUCGCGUCGCUGAUGCGACCUUCUCGACUCGAUCCAGGCGUAUGCAGAAGCUGCCAGGAAUCACUCGGCCGCCGCAGUUAUGCCUCUGCUGCGACCGCGCCCACUGGCGUUGCAUCGUCUACUGCCCCGGUUUCAACUCCUUCUUCAGCCAUUGAACCUGUCUACACCAUCAACGCCGGUGUGGUCCUUUCCCGCCCUCCUCAAAUCACCCGUGACCUCGAGCCUUUUGAAAAGGCCUUCUUUUUCUAUCAAAAGCGUCUGAAUGAGCGUUUGGCGCUCCCCUUCACCAAAUACUUUUAUUUCAAGCGCGGUACGCCAGCAGACGUGGACUGGAAGAACAAGAUAAAGGAGCGCCGCACCCCAGCACGCGACGUUGGCAACUACAACGCGUAUGACAAUGAUGCCUGGAACGACGAGUUGCUUCUGGGCGCAAAGGAAUCCGAGCCCGAACAUAUGGUGGAGGCACUGGUGCACGAUGCGGAGACUACAGCCAAUGCCACUUCGCAAGACACCAGUAAGAAAGAAGAAAUCCCGAGGCCGUUCUCGCGGGUGACGGAAGCGGACAAGAAAGGCGAUCAGAGGAGUCUCAACCGACUGCUUUCACGGACUCUCUACUUGCUUGUUCAGUCCAAGGAGGGUUACUGGAAAUUCCCCAGCAUGCCAAUUGAGAAAGAAGAGACCUUGCGUGAGGCUGCCGAACGUACCCUCGCCCAAACCGCCGGUGUCAACAUGAACACAUGGAUGGUCGGCUUCCACCCAGCUGGUCAUCACGUCUACACCAACCGCAAGCCUCACGUUGACCAGGUGACCGGUGCUGUUACCCACGGCGAGAAGACUUUCUUCAUGAAGACCCGCAUCAUGGCCGGCCAAGCGGACCUCUCCAGUAGUGCGGAGAAGCUGAAGGAUUUCAAGUGGCUCUCCAAGGACGAAAUUUCAAAGUAUGUGCUGCCGCAGUACUACAGCCACAUCAAGAACAUGCUCGCCGACCGGUAA